GUCGUGCAGCAAUUGACAGACUCUCCGUCCAAGGAGUUGAUACCAAGUGCCAGAAAGCUUUACUCUCCUCUCGGGCAAGGACCAUACCAGGAGCUCGUUGAUGCAGAGCUCUUCAUUGGAUUCUUCGAGGGAGAAGAGGGUGUAGUUGGAAUUUCCGUGAAGUCGGUCCAUGGCCUCACAGUCGGCUUCACAAACCCUACGUUUGUUCGUGCGACUCUUCGUCAAAGCUGUGCUGGGGCAGUACAGAGUCUGCCGGCCAAAGUUCGAGACGUCACGGAAGUCAGAAGCCAGACCGUGAACCCUCACUGGGGCGAGAUUUUAGAGUUCGAGAUUCCCGUCUUCGUCGGGGAUCGCCACGUCUCGCACAGUCCUGACUACCGCCUUCACUUUCAGCUGUUUGGCAAGGAGCGGAUGAACUCCGACAAACUCCUGGCAGAGCUGUUCAUACCGCUAGCAGAUGCUAUCCGUGCAGACGGCCAGAAGGCACAGUCCUUCGAACUGAAGCCGACAGAGCAGCUGUUGCGGGGCAAGAAGGCCAAGAGAAGCAGUGCAGCGAGCGACACGGACAAGCCAACUCUCUGUUUGGCCUUCCAGGCCAUCGUGCCCUGUCCAAAGCAGAUUCAGUGCACAGUGGAGCGUCUCGACAAUGUUAAGUAUGCCGGCACAGUGGACAAAAACCUUCAAGUUCGGAUGUGCUUUGUGGAAGGCGAUGCGAUGCUGUCACAUACGACAGUGAGAACUUCCGUGAAGCAGCAAACAGUCAAACCGGUCUGGAAGCAACGAUGUGUCUUUGACAUGCCAGCACAGCUUCUGCGCUCCGACUUUGAACCUCGCCCUCCUUCUGUCCGGAAGGGAUGGGUGCACGACACCAGGAGCCUCGUGCCUUGCCCUGUGUCGGCCAUGGUGGCAUCUCGAUCGCCUUCAAGAUCGCCUACAAAGACACCUCGCACGCCGAGGGUGCAGCGAAUCUCUGAUGAAGCUCUUUGCCUUCAGAUGCAGCAGUUCCUGGACAACUGGCACUAUGUGGUCAUGAAGAGCUCUCUGGGAAAGACCAUGGACCGCCUCAAGGCUUCGGCAGCGGACUCACCCUGUCAUUUUUGCCCUGACCCUGCAAAGCAGACUCUUUGGCUCAGAUCAUCUCUGUUUGAAGAGUUAUCGACGUCUCAGAGCAUCGGCCAGAUGCGUCAUGAUACGCUCUUCCAAACGGUCGCGACCCAUGCGGCCCGGAGUCUGAAGGCCAUCUUUGCCAACAUCGUUAAGAUACGUCAUCCGGAAAGAGAAUACAUCGGCUCGAAGCCAGCCAUGCGCCAUCGUGCUGUGCUGGUGCUGGUCCUCUGGGUGUGUCUUGAUCGAACCGCAAUUCUGCAGUGUCCAGAAACUGACGGACAAAAGAUAGGGACGGCACGCGUAAGGUUUGCCAACUUCGCGAACCUCGAUGAUGGAGGCUUGAGCCUCAUGCUUAGGCGAAGUAUUAGUGGCCUAGCAGCGACGGCGAUGACACUUCCCAUCGGUCCGCUAUGCCCCUUCCGCUCAGAAUUCUGGUCUGCGGAAGCCGUCAACAACUAUGCCGCCGAGAUGCCCAUCAAGCAAAGGCGCCUCACCGAGCUCAUGUCCAAAUUGCAGCAAGGAACUCCUCUGACUCCCGAGGAACAAUCUGAGAUGUGUCGGGACAUGCGGGAAACUAACGACAUGUGGCUUGCCACGAACUUCCGAUUGAGACGGGCCGACGACUUUCAAGCCCUCGAGCUCUUUGCCCUCACGGAGGUCCGGAUGCAGAAGGGCGGGUUGAGCAUGGAUGCAGUCGAGGCGCUCAUGAAGUGGCAGCCGGAGCAAAUGGCCGCCAUGCUCCAGGGCCGACCUCCUCCACCCCUCCCAUCGGGACUGAGCCCAGCGGCCAUACAGCAGAUGACCCAAUCGUUGCCAUCUGUAAUGUCAGCUACAUCCUCGGACGCAGGGCCAACCUCACCGCCCUUUACAGCCAAUGCAAAAGCCCUGGAAAGCACCGUUGUGCAAGACGAGCUCGAAGCGUUGACCAGAGACCACGAAGGUCUCAUCCGAUUCGGAGGCAAGUACCGCGAUUUUGACCCUUUGGGGAAGCAGGCCUACCUGGAUCAGGUCGCUCUGAUCCAGGACCGAUGGCGAGUCUUCAUCGGCAGGUUCCAGCUCAUGGGCGAGCUAAACCCGGACUACGUGGCGGAGUGCGAACGCUACUUGCAAAGUGUUGGCAUGACGAUCGACCAGUUUCACGAGCAUCUCCAAGCGACACACGACAAGAUGAGAGCAGAUGCUGAAGAUGAAGGGCUCAAGCGUUGA
Symbiodinium necroappetens is the source of this 2313-nucleotide messenger RNA. The record is from the annotation of a GenBank genome assembly. NCBI's taxonomy places the organism in Eukaryota, Dinophyceae, Suessiales, Symbiodiniaceae.